AUGGAAAGGAGGAUAAAGUUAAAAACCCUCAAUAGUCAUAUAACUUGUAAGAUAUGCAGAGGGUAUUUUAUCGACGCAACAACGGUUACAGAAUGUCUUCAUACGUUCUGUAAAAGUUGCCUAGUAAAACAUCUAGAGGAGAAUAAUACUUGUCCAACAUGCAAUAUAGUUAUACAUCAGUCACAUCCACUACAGUACAUAAGCUUCGACAGAACAAUGCAAGAUAUUGUCUAUAAAUUAGUUCCGGAUCUGCAAGACAGUGAGCUCAAACGCGAACGCGAUUUCUAUCGCACCCGUGGCCUGACCUGCCCAAAGGACGCUGCCAUGAUCAACGACAAGGGUGGUGCUGGCGACGAGCCCGAGCAGCCGGACAACACUGACUGCCAUCGUAAAGAUGAGCAGGUAACUAGAAGAUUUGCUAACCGGACAAACAUGACGAAGCUCACGGAAGUAGAUGCGGCCCUCCACACGUAUUCUGGCGGACCGCAGGUGAAUGUGUGCCUCGAAUGUAAAUCUACCUCGUUGCGUACUUUAAAAAGAAGUUACAUCAGAUGCUCUGCGCAAGCUACAAUAACGCAUCUGAAGAAGUUUAUAGCUAAGAAAGUUUUAAAUGGCAUUGAAAAAUAUAGAGAAAUUGAUAUCCUGUGUAAUGAUGAGUUACUAGGCAAGGACCACACACUCAAGUUCGUGUAUGUGACGCGUUGGAGGUUUCGUGACCCGCCGCUGCGAUUGCAGUACAGACCCAAAAUAGAUUUGUGAACCCACGCCCUGGUACUCCUGAUGCAUCAGGGUGUCAGCUGAUACCCGCUACACAGUGUCAGGGUAACCUUUUCAUAAAUGAGCACGCGCCAUGGGACUUGCACUAUGUAAAAAGUGAAAUAAUAAGCUUUUCAGAACGAAACACAAUAUGAAAUAACGACGCCUUAUCUUAUUAUUAUCUUU
Messenger RNA from Hyposmocoma kahamanoa, 942 nucleotides. RefSeq names its product polycomb group RING finger protein 3 (gene l(3)73Ah). Lineage: Eukaryota; Metazoa; Arthropoda; Insecta; Lepidoptera; Cosmopterigidae. Gene Ontology annotation, cellular component: PRC1 complex. The transcript has 6 exons. The coding region runs from base 1 to 759 and encodes 252 amino acids. Gene Ontology annotation, biological process: regulation of transcription by RNA polymerase II. The record is from RefSeq and is a predicted model, not a curated record.